Symbiodinium natans is the source of this 1656-nucleotide messenger RNA. Lineage: Eukaryota; Dinophyceae; Suessiales; Symbiodiniaceae. The record is from the annotation of a GenBank genome assembly.
AUGCAUCGCCUGCCACGACACGGAGCGGAGAACGAGCUGAUGCAACUUCCGGACUCGGACGAGUUCUGCGGCGACAACGGCUUCACUGUCGGAGAUCUUUGUACUGCUGAGACAGAAGACCUUUGCGUCAACGUGGCGACCACUUCCAUCGACUUCCGAAUUUGCAAGACCUACUGCCCGGGCGGCACUGUGUGGCCUCGCGCCAAGCGGACUUUUUGGCACUUGAGGCACACUUCCAUUGACUCGCAGAUCACGGGGCUCUCAGCAUACAAGCCAACGAUGCAGCGGUGCACUCCGAAACUGGCUUGCAGGCCUGGCAACGUCUGCAGCAAGGAAUACAAGUCGUCAGCUUGCUCCGAGUGCGUCUUCGGCUACUUCAAGAAUGCCGGGACGGGGCUGUGCGACGCCUGUGGCGAGGCGCAAGUCAUCGGCAUGAUCAUCAUGGCCAUCUUCAGCGUCAUCGGCUCAUUCGGCUGCUUGGUGUUCUUUGCCUUCUUCAUGCGCUUCAAUGCCGACAUCGUCUUCAAGCGCGAUAUCUUGAAGGCCUUCCAGCUGUACAUCCUCACUCCACUCAAGAAGAGCAACGUUUUCGCGAAGGCCAAGAAGAAAUCGGAGCUCCGCAGGGCUGUGACCAUCCACAAGCAAGACUUGGGUCUCAGCUACAGCUAUUCCAAGUACAAGGAGCUGGGCAUGGUCUUUCGAGUUGACGAGAGCAACGUGGUGCAUCUGGCCGGUCUGAUGCCCGACUCGCCAGUUCGUGGCAAGGCUUUGGUGGGCUGGAAGUUGAAUACGAUCAACGGCCGCCGGCUCAAGGUCCGCAAGGAAGCCGAAGUGCAAGAGUUGAUCAGCAGGUGUCGCUUCCCGCUCCGGCUCACCUUCUCCGCGCCCCGGAAGUCCAAGGAGCAGGAAAGACAGGAGAUGGAAGGUCGGUCUGCCGAGGGCGUCAACUUCGACGACGACCGGAAGAUGCUGGUGGUCAUGCUCGGGGUCCUCACGUCCUUCACGAAAGUCUCCGGCUUUGACUUUCAGUGGCCCGACACGUUCACCGAGCUGGUGAAGAUCGCGCAGAUGUUCUCCUUCAAUCUGAACUUCUUUGCGCCGGAGUGUUCGGCCGAGACGCCCUACAUCAACAAGUGGUUGGGCUUCCUAGUGAUCCCCUACUUCAUGAUCAUGCCCCUUACGGCGGCCUACAUCAUGGCGCUGAUGGCGACCCUCCCUGGACUGGGUCCAGAGGCCUUUCAGACAAAGAAGGCCCUGCUCACCAACGCCUGGGCGCGGUGCAUUUGUAUGGUGCUCCUGGCCUUGCUACCUUUCCAUCUGGACACCAUUCUCAUUCCCUUCGCGUGCAUCAACGCGGGCGACGGCAUCUACGUCCUGUCGGAUGUGCCCAGCGUCUUUUGCAGCACGAAUGACACGACCUUCAUGACGAUGUUCAGCGUGGGAACUAUGGCCAUGCUGGUCUUCAGCACUGGUUUCAGCUGGCUGGUCUACUGCAUUUGGUGCAGCUACCAGUGGCAGCAAGGAUCCCGCCACAGGGGAAUGAUCCCUUUCUAUGUUGCGAUGGUCGAAGUUUCCACCUUUGGCCAGCGAGGCUACUCAGCAGAGGUGCGAGCUCGGGUGAUGGAGACGCUUGGCCCGCAGGGCUUCAUUACUUAG